Molecule: messenger RNA, 1171 nt
Organism: Oryza sativa Japonica Group (Japanese rice)
Lineage: Eukaryota; Viridiplantae; Streptophyta; Magnoliopsida; Poales; Poaceae
Source: RefSeq, a predicted model, not a curated record
AGCGCCACGUCAGCGAAGCCGUCAUCCAAAACCACCAAGGGAGUCAAAUUGCACCGGUUUCAAUAGUUUGGGGGGUGAAGAUAUCCGGUUUUACGGUUUAGGGUCAUGAAUUAGAUUGGUCACUUUUGAGGGUCCUGAAGUGAACUUAUUCCCACUAAAAAAUCUCGAGAUAUUUCCGCGAUCCGGUAGGGCCCAGUCGCCCAGACGCCAACGCUUUUGUCCCUUCCUACCCCACCUCGCCGUCGCCGCGCGCUCCACCCCUCCUCUCCUCUCCUCUCCUCUCCUCUCUACGCAAGCGCAGCAAUACGGAUAAGCUCAGGCUUCCCGCCGCCGCCACUGCCACGAACAGUUCGCUCACCGCCUCACCGGAUCGCCGCCGCCGACCAACGCGCAGCGCGGGCGCCGCGUCCCCGAACAAUGGCGCUCAUAGCGCCGAGCCCCCGGGUGCUGCGCGCGCGCGAGGCGCCCGCCGCAGGCGCCCUGCAGCCACCCGCGGCUGCAUGCUCGACCGUCGCUGGCGGUGGCGGGGCGGCGGGGAGGCCGCUCGGGAUGUGGAGCGGUGGCGGGGGCGGGGGCGGGGGGAAGGGGAGGAGGAGGGAGAGAGGGGAUGGGAUGUUGAGGGCGGAGGCCUACUUCUGGGACGUGUCGAAGCCGGUGGAGAUGGAGGAGAUCGACUCCAUGGAGAAGCUCGACGACGCGCUCCGGUGGUCCGUCGAGAACAAGCAGCCCAUCAUCAUCGACUGGAUGGCUAGUUGGUGUCGGAAAUGCAUAUAUCUGAAGCCCAGACUGGAGAAGAUAGCAGGAGAAUUUCCAGGAGUCAGGUUCUACUUUGUCGAUGUCAACAAAGUUCCACAGACUGUGGUGAAAAGAGGGAAUAUAACUAAAAUGCCCACUAUCCAGUUAUGGAAGGAUGGAGAAUGGGCAGCGGAAGUGAUAGGAGGCCAUAAAGCAUGGCUUGUGAUGGAUGAGGUUAGGGAAAUGAUCCAGAAGCACAAGUGACUAACUACCUAAAUCAAGCAAUUGAUAUAUACUGUAAAUAGAGAUUUGAGAUGAUCUCUUCAGAUAUUAAGUUGUAACGAGAUCAAUAAUUAAAGCAAUAUUCUCUAAUAUAUUGACGUGCAAUUCUUUUGUGCGUUCGCGAAAAAAAAAUAAAGCAAUAUUCCAGCUCCUA